Messenger RNA from Dioszegia hungarica, 1197 nucleotides. RefSeq names its product IgA peptidase M64-domain-containing protein. The transcript is spliced from 9 exons. NCBI's taxonomy places the organism in Eukaryota, Fungi, Basidiomycota, Tremellomycetes, Tremellales, Bulleribasidiaceae. The record is from RefSeq and is a predicted model, not a curated record. Gene Ontology annotation, molecular function: metallopeptidase activity. The coding region runs from base 1 to 1197 and encodes 398 amino acids.
AUGGUGCUGUAUAAGCUCCAUGUAUCGGGGAAUUGGUCAGAUCGGGUCGACCUCACGUUCUUCUCGGACGGAUACACAAGACAUGAAAAGGACACGUUCCUCAAGGAUGCUAAGCGCCUUACGAAGGAUAUCGUCUCCCCCGGAGGAGCUAUGGCGCACGUCGCGCACUUGUUGAACGUAUAUGGGGUCUUCGUACCUUCCAAUCAGUCUGGUAUAGGCAGCCAUGACACACCACUCAACGGCUCAGCGUUCGGCCUGUAUCGACCCGGACCGGAACUUCGAGGUGUAUACGUGAAUCACCCAAAGCGCGCGAGGGCGGCUUGCCGAUAUUGGCGGGAACGUGGCGCGAUGGGCCAGGUGGGAGGGUGUGAUCAGCCUAUACUCCUUGUAGGGAACGACCCGUUGUAUGGCGGUCUUGGUGGAGAGUUCACAAUCAUCACCGCUUCGAAGCUUAAUGGUCCCCUUGUACUGCGGCACGAACUGGGGCAUAGUCUGAUAGAAGUCGGCGAGGAGUACGAGGGCGGCUAUGUCUACUCUGGGGUCAACUCGGACAAGGUCGACCACCUAUCCAAGCUGAAAUGGCGGGACAUGCUCUCGGAGCCAGACAAGCUCAAGAUCGAAAACAUCACCGUCCCUCUGCAGGCCUACCCAUGGCACGACCUCUCCGCCUCUCCGUAUUCUAUCAACUUCAACGCCUCAUCCACUCCCUUACAUAUCUACCCUACAGCCCUCCUCCGGAUGUCCAUGUCCUCCAUCCCUCACCCCCACCACGUCGACGUAAGGCUAAACGGCGAGCUCUUGGAUCUCGACUCUGCCUUCUCAGGUGGGAAGUGGAAAGGGUCGAAAGAUCGACGAUGGGUCGAAGUACCGCUCCCGGAUGGGCUGGCGAGGCGGCGAGGAGAGGUUUCGGUGGAGUUGACGAAAGCGGGCAAGAAGGAGCCGGCGGGGCAGGGCGGUAAGAUGAUCACUAGUGUGGAGAUCAUCGAGUAUGGGCCAAGCGAUCGGUGUAAUCUGACUGAGGGGUUUAUCGGGGCGUUCCCUACGUAUGCGAUGGACGGGGGGAUGACGCUGCGGCCGACGAAUGAGGCUUGCUUGAUGCGCAAGGUCAAUCAUCCUUCUUUCUGCCCUGUCUGCGCCAAAGGGCUGGAAGCGGCUCUUCACCGCCGCAUUCAACGCAAAUUAAAGGACGUCUUGUAG